UACAUUUUUAAAGCAUCUUUCCAAACUCUUUGAGGGACACUGUACAGUCUAAAACCAACAGUUUAAACUAACAAAUACAAUAACAAAGAAUAAAAGAAAAAAACAAUACAAGGUAACACACAGUGAUUCAUAGAGAAAAUGUCAUUUUAAAGAGGUGAGUUUUGAGAUUAGAUUUAAAGACAGAGAGGGAGUUGAUGUUUCUAAUGUCUGGUGGGACAACAACAACAACAGGUCAUAGAUUAAAGGGGCACUCAGAUUCUUCCAUAUUUUCUAUGUAGAGAAAUCUUGAUUUAUUCCUCUGCAUAAAGUCGUCAGGACAGCUGAAGUUGUGGAUUCUACCGCUGACGGGGGAGCGUGUGUUAUGGAUCAUUGGUUUUGUGCUGCAUGUAAACAAAGCAGCAGUCCAAACUAGCUUCAGGAUGCCCAGCACAAUCUAGAAAAAACAGCCUCUACAGAGCGGUCAGAUGAGCACUGAGUAAGUAAUAUAUUCGGCCGUUUAUUGUUUAGCAUACGCUCUGAAGUUGGAGUUAGUGACGUGUUAUUUGUGAACGAUUUGUUCAAUAUGAACUGUGACUCGGGAGGAACGAGUCCUCUCAGUCAACAAUUUGUUCAUUUUCAUGCAGUACCUUCUCUCGCCACAUGGCAGCAGCUGGACACACUUGGUGCUCUGGUGGACUUUGAACCAGCUACCUUUCGCUCCCCAAGCCAACGCUCUACCAACUCAGAAAAAGUUAAUUUUCUUAUUUAUCAGGAUGGUGACACGUUUUUGCUUGGAAUUCUAACCAGCUGUUCACUAAAAAUGAAGAGUGGGAGGUGAAGUAUAAUAACAUGAGUCCUCUCAGUGAACGAUUUGUUCAGUUCCAUGUGUGAUAAGUGAGACCCAAUAAUAAGUAGAUCAACUAGGCAAUCGCUUUAAUCUAUUGACCUGAAAUCGAUUGGUCUGGUCUCCUCCCACAUACCUGGGAACAUCGCGCUGCUUUCCUCAAUCGAGUUAAGACACCAGUGAGGAAACAUCGCUUGUUACUCGUGACUAACAAUUUCUCCUUGCUUUAGGUAGGUUGAAGGCGUGUGGCCUUACAAAAAAAAGCACAAUGAUAAGUGCCAAACAUACGUGACAUGGACUAAGAUACAUUAAUAUGCACGGGUCUUCCGGAGGAGUCAUUUAAUUGAGCAGCGUGGCGUGUGGUGCCUAAGAGCGGUUAGCCUCCAUUUGGUAAUAGUUACAGAAACAAUGUUAUGGUUUAACUCAUUUAUUUUGUGAACUGUUACAUGUAUGUUGUAUGUGUAAGUUUAUGCACAAUCAAUCGCGUAAAGACACCAGUGAGGAAACAUCGCUUGUUACUCGUGACUAACAAUUUCUCCCCGCUUCAGGGGCGUAACAUUUGCAGUACCUUCUCUCGCCACAGGGCAGCAGCUGCAUAAACUCAGUCAGCAGGACAGGAAAAAUUAUUGGUUCACGACUCAAUCAACUGAGCGUUGAUCCUCAGUGAUUCGUUCUUUUGUUACAUGACAGCCAGGCUCCUCAGGCGCUGUAGCGAGCAGGAAGGACUCCAGUUUGUUCUCGCUUUGUUCAUACGAUCCUUAUGGAUCGUUCCUUCGUUCUUUUGUCAAGUGACAGCUGUAGAUCAGCUACGGGGCUGUGUGUACUGAGAAACAAGGAAAUGAAUGAUAUCUGAUAGCUGACAUUCAUUUAUUUGUCACCUGAUGCCUGACAUACUGUACAUUCUUUAUUCAUGGAAUCGUAAAUAUUAUCAGUCUUUGAUUCUGGUGGAUGUGUGUAGUUUUAUUGUGUAAAUAAGGUAAAGUCUGUUACUUUCGAACAUUCAAUAUGUUGAUUUUGUGGUCCUGUUUACUCUGCCAUAAUAAUAAUAUUAAUAAUAUUAAUAACAAGAACAACAACAAUAAUAUUAAUAAUAAUAAGAAAAGCUAAGUAUUAGUUACUUUUUUCCUCUAAAAGUCUCACUAAUUGCCAAUAAGUUUUACUUUCACUUGUUCUCUACCAGCCUUCACGUAAAAGGCAGCUCAGGCUACAGAGUUUAGUUCAUCGUUCUCAUUCAUCAUUCACAGUUCAGGCUCUGUGGCAAGCAGCAAGUAUUAUAGUUCUUUUGGGGUUCGUUAAUACGGAUCUUUACAGAUCGUUCGUUCCUUCACUUGUCACGUGACAGCCGAGCCGCUCAGGCUCUGUAGCGAGUAGCAAUUGCUACAGUUUGUUCCUGAUUCGUUCAUACGAUCUUUACGUUCAUUUGUUCAUUCGUUCAUUUAUCAUGUGACCGCUACCAAGCGACUGUCGCGCUGUUAAACAACAAUGGCAAAAAUGCAGGACAUAAGUCACGUUAAUGUGGUGUGUAUUUCCUAGAUUUUAAUUGCUUGUGGCAUUUUGUGAUUAAAAUUUGUCAGCUGAAGCAAAUCAGAGAACCGCAACCACAACAACGACCCAAAGCUGUAGAUGAACGAAUUGAACAAAUGACUCGAAACAUUUUGUUCACUUUACUGAUCGAGAGUCAAAGAUCCGAGUCAGUUAAAAGAAUCAAACUUUCCAUCUCUAGUUUGAGUAAAGUUAUGAGCUGCUGUUUGUCAUGUUUUGGACACGGGAGUACUCCUAAGUAGCGUUAGCUUACUUUGCUAACAUUGUACAUUAGCUUAGCUGGCCACUACUCUAAUACUAAUAAAAUAAUUCAUUUCAUCUUUUUGUAGGCAAUGUCGGCUGGCCACGUAUCAUCACAGAGACUUUUAGAAGGGACAACAGCAGAUAAAGAAAAGAGGGUUUGUACGGUGGCCCUGAAGUGCAAAUUACAAACAAAUAAAAAGAGAAAACACACCGACAAUAGGAGAAAACACAAAGACACAACAACAUUAAGAGAAAACACAACAACAUUAACAGAAAACAUAACAGUAAGAGAGAACACCACGAAAAAAAAAACACAGCGACGUUAAAGGUAAAAUAUUAAGGGUUAUUUAACAAAGAAUUUUGGAGACAGGUCUUAUAAGAAUAACGCUGCCAUUUACAGCUGCCUGGAGACUGAAAAACGUGAUUGGUGCUUAGACAGAAACAGUGGCGGUGAGGUUCAUGGCUGGUGAGGCACUGACUUCUCCAGAGUCAGACUUACAAUAAAAGGACUUGAAUGAGUAUCUAUAUGUUCACAUAAACACAAUAACUUUAAUUAUAACAGAGGAACAGAGGGGACCAAACAAUGAUACUGGCUUUAACUCACUUUACUCACUUAAAACAGAACGUUGACUUUAAAAAAAUACCACAGGACCUAACACACUUACUGUACAAUGGACAUUAAUAAAACAUGAGACUUUAUUUCGGUUAACACAGGACUUCUGCCUUAUUUAGUUAAUACAGCACUCGUACUUUUAGUUAACACAGGACUGCAAAUCAACACAAGACCUUGACUUUACUUGACUUAGAAGUUGGUGUCAUCAGUUAUUUUUUAGAAAACAGAAAAAACAUUUGUGGUCUUAGUUUUAUAUAUUUUAUACAUUAUCCUGUGUUGGUCUAGACGUUAUCACAGGUUGAAAGCAGUAAGCAGGAAAACAGUACAGUCGGUUUGUGGCAGCACAUCAUGUCAUUCGGGUGUACCAGUCCGUUUGAAAGGAACGAGUUGUUUUCUGUCCCGUGGUUUGAAGCAAACCUUUAAGCUCCGGCGUUGGUCUUCCAUCGGUUUUGAGUUUGUUUUGAAAAUGUUUUAAGUCAAAUUAUAUAAUUCUCCUCCAUCUUGAGAGUUGGGAAAUAAGCUAACUGAGUUUGUUUGCUAACUCACUGGAGAAGCGCCAACGUCACUGCCGCAAAGAGGCGCCUGACAAAAAAAACAAAAAACAGAAUCGCCUGACAGUAGCAGCCAAGCACCUGUCGGCUUCCGUCAUUUCGAGUUUUUUGCACGAUCAAGGAAGUUAUUAUGUCAAACUCACAUCGAUAAACGCAUUAAUGAGCUUGUAGAAAGUGACAGUAAAGAAAAAAAUCUGCAUUUUUUUGGUGACAAGCUGUGAAACAGGAAGCAAUCGCUCCACGAAUUAACCCAUGUAAUGACGGCUCGAGAAUGGGAGCUUGAGCCCUGGGCUGAGGCCCGGCUCAUCGAUGCCUCGCUCGUGUUUCUCCUUAUAUUAGGGCAGAUGUGCAUGCCUUUACUCGUGGAAAUGUUAAGAAAUUUUAAAAGAUGUAGAGGAAAUACAUUUAUAACAGAGAUCAGUGGACAGAUAUUGAUUUCUAUUUUAUGUUAUUAUGUAUUCAUAUUAUGGAAUUUUGUCAGGCGAGGUGAGGCCCCGCCUCCCCUGCCCACCCUGACCGCACAUCACUGUACAGAAACCUAAAACAGACUCCAUGUUAAAGCAGCAAACUACAGUGUUUAACUGUAGUCAAACAGCUGUUCAGCAGUAUGUAGUUUGGUCCUAUUAAAUAUUAAGUCUGUCUAGCAAACAAUGCGUGUGAGGUAGAGAUCCUUGCGGACUCAGUUCACAAAGCAUACAGUGUCUGGUCUAACAGACUGUGUGAGUCCAGGUUGAUCUUAGUAUCUGACAACAGAGGCUGAUACUUACAUCAAGUGAUCAGCGUUGUAUUAGUUAUUCUCCUGUAACAGUAUGUGUUCAAUCCGGUAAAACAUUUGUUAUGUCAGAGAAUGAAACAGACACAAAUGGAUGAACAUGAAAAUGAAGUCAUAAGUAAAAUAUCGAUCAAGUAUUUAAAUAUAUAAUUCCCAUAAGGCCCACUCUAACCAGGGACUCAAAUCAGUGAGUUUCCUCCUAAUUCAGUAAAAAAACACCUCUGCCAUCAGACCCAGUGAGCAGCGCCUGCACAGCUUUAGGCGCUUUCACCUCCUUCACUUUCCCAACACAUCUCUGUAUUAGUCACAUUAGCUGGGAGCAGUGUGAACCAUUUGCUUAAGACAGCAUCAGUGUUUGGAGACCUCAGGCAAAGGCGCUGCUACAUCACACAUCACAUCAGACUGAGCAGCCGUCAGAUGAAAAAUCCCAACCAUGCAUUAGUCACACAAACCAUCCUGGUCGUGAUCCCUGUUGAGCCAGCUCACACACACCUGGACGCUGAAAUCAUCUCAGACACGUUGAGGUGAAUCUAUCAAAAGUCUGAUGUAUAGUACAGACACACUUCAAACUUUUUAGUUACUUUAGUUUCCUCUGCUCCUGGACAUGAUCAAAGCUUCACAGUUCUAAAUUUAAAAACGUAAGGAAAAGAAAGAAAAACCAAACAAAGACAACGCUGUGGCAAGUGUUGAGAUAUGGGAUGCCUGGGAAGUUCAUUUAAAAUGUUCUAAAGACACCUAACAAGUGCCAAAUGCAAUAUUUGAGGAGGGCCAGGAUCUCCUAGAGCACUGCAGGCCUUCCUCACUCCAACGUCUGAAGGCAACAAGGUGAAUGAUUCAAGGUGAGUGAUUCACAAUGAGAGCUUUAAUAUUAAAAUAUCAAGCACUGAGGCGUGUUCUUAAUCAAACAGUGUGAGUCAUUCCUCACUUUACUGUGUAUAAAGACCAAAGUUGAUCCAGAGGAGAUGUUCCUCUUUGCUGGAUCUUUGGAGAAAGUGUUUAAUUGACUAAUCGGUGGAGCAUCGCAGUGAACUGGCUGCAGAGCUGCUGCCGACAUGGCUUCACUCAGGUUCACCCUGUUGGCACUUCUGGCCAUUGGACUCGUGGCUUUGGCUGCAUCAGACUCAUUGCUGCCAUCUGAAGAAUCAGAAGAAACAGAAUGUAAAAAACAUAAACACAGAGCAAAAGGAUGGGAUUAUGACAAAGACGUUGAAGAAUUUCGUAGGGAAGUGAGUGUUAUAAAAGCUCCACCUCCUUGUGUGUGUGCAAAGACACCCCAGUCUCUACCUGAUGUCCCUGCAAAGCCAAUUCCUCCUGCACAAACAGAAGAACCAGCAGAAUCCAAACAAAUCAGUUUAGAACAUCCCAAGAAACCAGAACUUCAUGACCAGGUUACACAUACCAGAAAAUGUAAGCAGACACCCAGACAUCCUAUGAGACCAUGGAAGAACCCUGACCGUCUUGAAAACUUUAAAUAUUCAGAUGAAUGUGAAGAUGAUGAAAAGCGUCUGAAUACAGACAAAUAUGUACAUGACACGACACAUCCUAAACACAACCAUGUCAGCACAAACUAUUAUUUAGGAAAACACAAACAUACUAGACACCAUAACCAUCCCAGCAAAUAUGAUCCAACUGGAAAUACUGAAAAUUCUCAGUAUUUUGAAGAAGAUAAAACACACACUGAAUUAAAACAUUCCAGCAAACAAGAAGAGCACCAAAACAUUAAAGUUGAACACCUUAGGAAACACAAAUAUAAGAUACUACAAUUUACAAGCAAACCAGGUGCUGACAGAUUUUCUAAAACCUCUGACCAUUAUGGAAAACCCAUGCAAACAGAAAAACACCCUAAAAACUAUAAAGAAAUUAGGAAAUUGGACAAUAUAGAAUUCAAACACAACCAAAAAACUAAACACUCUGAUAAUCACCCUGAGGGAACUGAACAUGACCAAAAUUCUGAGAAUCCCAACAAGAAACAAACUUGGAAUUCAGACAAACCUGCACAUCACACACAAAAAAAACAUUCCUUUAAAUCUGAAAUUAAACAUCCUAACACCCAUGAAAUUUCAAGGAAACAUUUCAAUAAAUAUGAACAUUUUGACAAGUCUGUUAGUGGUGCUAAGCAUCAGCAUAGCCUUAAAUGGCUUGAUAAACAUAUAGGUUCUGUCAGGCAUCGCAAUCACCAUGAAUGGGUCGAUGAAUCAGUCGCUUCUAUUAAACAUCAUUAUCGCUCACAUGAAGAGAAAUUCAACCACCCUGAAAAACCUGAAAAUCCUCAAGAACUGGGUCAUCGUGGUAAAUAUGACCAUCCAAACAAACACUCAAAGGCUGAGAAACCUAAACAUUCUGGCAAACAUGCAGAAUCGGAUAAAGCCAAACAUCCUGAGGAACUCGACCAUGUUGGGAAACCUAAACAUCCUGGAAAACAUGAAGAGUCUGAUAAAACUGGACAUCCUGAGGAACCGGACCAUGUUGGGAAACCUAAACGUUUUGGUAAACACCCAGAAGAACAUGGACAUGACAGGAAUUCUGAACAUCCUAGCAACAAUGAACAUCCUGAAAGUCCUAAACAUAAUGAGCAUCCUGAACAUUAUGAACAUCCGGCAAAAAACAAACCUAAACAGCUAAAAAAACCAAGACAUGACAGGAAACUUAAAAGUGCUGAUAAACACUCACAUUCUGAAAAACCUGAGCAUCCUGAUAAUUCUAAAUCUCCUGAACAACCUGAACCAUCUGGAAAACAAAGAGAUACCAAAAAACAAAAGUAUCCUGGCAAGUCAGAUAAAACAAAACAACCUGAGCAACCUAUACACAAUGGCAAACCUGAAGACCAUGUGAAACCACCUGAGAAACCGACACAUUCUGAAAAAUCUGAUGACGAACCUGCACAUCACACACAAAAAGAACCUUCCUUCAAAUCUGAAAUUAUACAUCCUAGCAUGCAUAGAAUUUCAAGGAAAAAUAAAUAUUCCCAGAAAUAUGAACAUUUUGACAAAUCUUUGAGUGGCGCUAAGCAUCAGGAUCACUUUCUGGUUUCUGGUUCUGCCAGGAAUCGCUAUCACCAUGAAUGGUUUGAUGAAUCAGUUGCUUCCACUAAGCAUCAUUAUCGCUCACAUGAGGAGAAACUGGACCACCCUGAAAAAUCUGAAAAUCCUCAGGAACCACAUCAUCAGAGUAAACUCAACUAUCAUGACAAACACUCAAAAGUCCAUGAACCUAAACAUUCUGGAAAACAAGGAGAGUCUGAAGAAGCUAAACAUCCCGAAAAACUCAAACAUGUUAGGAGAUUUAAGAUUAUUGGAAAACAUCCAAAAGAGACUGGACAUGACAGGGAUUCUAAAUAUCCUGGCAACAAUGAACAUCCUGAAAGUCCUAUAUAUCCUGAGCAUCAUGAACAUUCUAAAAAUCCUGUCAACAACGAGCACCGUGAGAAUGCAGAACAUCCUGAAAAUUUUGAACAUCGUGAACACCCUAAUCAUCCUGGCAAUGAUGAACAUCCUGCAAAAAACAAACACCCUAAAAAACCUGAACAUAAGAAAGAACCAGAACAUGACAGUAAACCUAAACAUCCUGGUAAACAUGGAAAAUCUGAUAAAGCUAAACACGCUGAGGAACACGACCAUGUAGGGAAACCUAAACAUAGUGGAAAAUAUCUAGAAGAACCUAGAUAUGACAGGGAUUCUGAACAUCCUGACAAGAAUGAACAUCCUGAAAGUCCUAAAUAUCCUGAGCAUCAUGAACAUUCUGAACAUUAUAAACAUCAUGCUCACCCUAAUCGUCCGGCCAAUGAUGAACAUCAUGCUAAAAACAAACCUAAGAGCCAUGAACAGCUAAAAGAACCAAGACAUGACAGGAAACUUAAACAUCCUGGUAAACACCCAUACUCUAAGAAACCUGAACAUCCUGAAAAAUCUAAAUCUCCUGAACAACCUGAACAGUCUGGAAAACAAGGACAAACUAAGAAACAAAAGUAUCCUGACAAGUCAGAUAAAACAAAACAACCUGAGCAACUUAUGCACAAUGGCAAACCUGAAGACCAUGUGAAACCACGUGAGAAACCGACACAUUCUGAAAAAUCUGAGCAUCAUAGGAAAUCUGAGCAUCCCAACAAGAAACAAACCCUGAACCCAGACGAAGCUGCACAUCACACACAAAAAGAAAAUUUCUUCAAAUCUGAAAUUAUACAUCCUAGCACCCAUGAAAUUUCAAGAAAACAUAAAUAUUCCCAGAAAUAUGACCAUUUUGACAAGUAUCUGAGUGACACGAAGCAUCAGGAUCGCUUUAAAUGGCUUGAUAAACAUGUAGGGUCUGUCAGGUAUCGCAAUCACCAUGAAUGGGUCGAUGAAUCAGUCGCUUCUAUUAAACAUCAUUAUCGCUCACAUGAGGAGAAAUUGGACCACCCCAAAAAAUCUGAAAAUCCUCAAAAACUAAAUCAUUACAGUAAACUCGACUAUCCUGACAAACACUUAAACGUCGAGAAACCUAAACAUUCUGGAAAGCAUGCAGAAUCUGAUAACGCUAAACAUCCUGAGAAACCCGACCAUGUUGGGAAAACUAAACAUCCUGGAAAACAUGGAGAAUCUGAUAAAACUGGACAUCCUGAGGAACCCAACCAUGUUGGGAAACCUAAGCAUCCUGGAAAACAUGGAAAAUCUGAUAAAGCUAAACAUCCUGAGGAAUCUUACCAUGUUGGGAAACCUAAACAUCCUGGAAAACAUGCAGAGUCUGAUAAAGCUAAACAUCCUGAGAAACCUGACCAUGUUGGGAAACCUAAACAUCCCGGAAAACAUGCAGAGUCUGAUAAAGCUAAACAUCCUGAGGAACCCGACCAUGUUGGGAAAUCUAAACAUCCUGGAAAACAUGCAGAGUCUGAUAAAGCUAAACAUCCUGAGAAACCCGACCAUGUUGGGAAACCUAAACAUCCUGGAAAACAUGGAGAAUCUGAUAAAGCUAAACAUCCUGAGAAACCCAACCAUGUUGGGAAACCUAAGCAUCCUGGAAAACAUGGAAAAUCUGAUAAAGCUAAACAUCCUGAGGAAUCUUACCAUGUUGGGAAACCUAAACAUCCUGGAAAACAUGCAGAGUCUGAUAAAGCUAAACAUCCUGAGAAACCUGACCAUGUUGGGAAACCUAAACAUCCCGGAAAACAUGCAGAGUCUGAUAAAGCUAAACAUCCUGAGGAACCCGACCAUGUUGGGAAAUCUAAACAUCCUGGAAAACAUGCAGAGUCUGAUAAAGCUAAACAUCCUGAGAAACCCGACCAUGUUGGGAAACCUAAACAUCCUGGAAAACAUAGAGAAUCUGAAAAAGCUAAAAAUCCUGAGGAACCUGACCAUGUUGGGAAACCUAAACAUCCUGGAAAACAUGGAAAAUCUGAUAAAGCUAAACAUCCUGAGAAACCCGACCAUGUUGGGAAACCUAAACAUCCUGGAAAACAUGCAGAGGCUGAUAAAGCUAAACAUCCUGAGAAACCCGACCAUGUUGGGAAACCUAAACAUCCCGGAAAACAUAGAGAAUCUGAAAAAGCUAAAAAUCCUGAGGAACCUGACCAUGUUGGGAAACCUAAACAUCCUGGAAAACAUGGAAAAUCUGAUAAAGCUAAACAUCCUGAGAAACCCGACCAUGUUGGGAAACCUAAACAUCCCGGAAAACAUAGAGAAUCUGAAAAAGCUAAAAAUCCUGAGGAACCCGACCAUAGUCUGA
Betta splendens (Siamese fighting fish) is the source of this 10241-nucleotide messenger RNA. RefSeq lists its product as uncharacterized. Bases 9039 to 10241 code for a protein of 400 amino acids. The transcript is spliced from 5 exons. Lineage: Eukaryota; Metazoa; Chordata; Actinopteri; Anabantiformes; Osphronemidae. The record is from RefSeq and is a predicted model, not a curated record.